Exserohilum turcica Et28A is the source of this 4860-nucleotide messenger RNA. RefSeq lists its product as uncharacterized. Gene Ontology annotation, molecular function: 3-oxoacyl-[acyl-carrier-protein] synthase activity; fatty acid synthase activity; holo-[acyl-carrier-protein] synthase activity. Gene Ontology annotation, biological process: long-chain fatty acid biosynthetic process. NCBI's taxonomy places the organism in Eukaryota, Fungi, Ascomycota, Dothideomycetes, Pleosporales, Pleosporaceae. The record is from RefSeq and is a predicted model, not a curated record. The coding region runs from base 1 to 4860 and encodes 1619 amino acids. The transcript has 4 exons. Gene Ontology annotation, cellular component: fatty acid synthase complex.
AUGCAUCCCGAUCUAGAGCGCGAACUCACACACACGCUUCUGAUUGAGUUGCUGGCACAUCAAUUCACAUUCCCCGUUAAAUGGAUUGAUACUCAAGAUGUCAUCCUGGGCCAGUUUGGCACGGAGCGCGUCGUCGAGGUGGGGCCGUCCAAUGUCCUCACUAAUAUGAUGAAGAGAACGUGGAGCACAGGGUUCAAAGAGCAGGACGAAUCACAAGGCAUUCGACGGCGGAUUCUUGGACCCCAAAAUGACCAAGACGAGAUCUAUUAUCGUGAGCUACCAGAAGAGAGCCCGGACCAACAAGUAUCGCCAGCCGAUACCCAAGCCAGGCCAGUAACAGAAUCAUCAAAGCCAGACACGCAGCCAGCGGUUGCAUCCACAAAGCCCACAAGUGUAAAACAACCUCUAGAAUCUGUGAAAGAUGUAGAAACGCCAACUUCAUCAAUUGUACUUGCUAUUAUCGCUGGAAAGUUGAAGAAGAAAAGUCAAGAUAUUCCAUUGAACGCUUCUAUCAGCAGUCUUGCGGCAGGCCGCUCGACUCUUACAAAUGAGAUCGUGGGAGAUUUGCAUGCUGAGUUCAAGGGCAAGCUGCCUGAGCGACCGGAAGAUCUACCGCUCGAGGAACUCUGCCGGUUGCUGAGCACCAGUCACACUGGCCGACUUGGUAAACAAACCGAGUCAAUGGUGAGCAGACUUAUCUCUGCCAAGUUUCCUCCUGAAUUCGCCCAAUCUACUAUUCGCCAGACGCUGGAAAUCCAAUGGGGCCUUGGUCCUAUGAGGCAGGAUGCUGUCUUACUUGCAAUGGUGUCUGAUCCACCAGAUGCACGCCUUUCAACCGAUGAAGCGCACCAACGUCUCACAAGCUGGGUGGCCAGUUAUCUCGAAAAAGAAGGAAUCUCCAUGGCGAGGUCUGAGCAAUCCAACGACCAAGCAGUCAUGAUUGAUUCGAAAGCAAUGCAGAUGAUCACGGAAAAGUCGUCAGCGCUUGUCAAAGAUAUCCGGGAUGCACUGGAUGCUCAUGUUCAGGAAACCUCUCCUGCGAAACGUGAACCAGAUGGCGCGAGUAAAGCUGCAAACGAAGCCAUUGAAAAAUUGGAUGUCUGGGUAUCUGAGCACGGCGAAGUGUAUGGCGAAGGCAUCUUGCCUAAGUUUGAUGUCAAAAAAGAGCGCACAUAUGAUUCUUUCUGGAACUGGAAUACCCAGGAUAUUGUGCGUCUAGUGCAAUUGCUGGGCCGUCAACAUUCAGAAAGCGAAUCGGCCCUGAUCGAGGACCUGACUUUCAACGUCAUCAACCGAGCUUGCGACCGUUCAAUCUCGCAGAUCAGAUACCUCAUGUCAACAGCCAGCAGAAGAGUGAAGGAAGAAGUCACGCUAUACAAGUCACUGCGCUUUCUCCAUGAGGCUUGCGUCAUCUCAAAAAACUUGAAUCCCGUCUUCAUCGACCGAUCGGUUAGCAUGGCACCACUGACAAUGGUUGACGACCUUGGAAAGAUUCAGUUUCGCGAAAUACCAAGAAUCGCCAUGAACCCGAAAGGAAUGCAAGCGUUAUCAAUGCCCUACGCCGUGAGCAGAUUCAGCAAUGGCGUUACCACUUUCUCAGAAGAACUCAGCACUGCCUUCGCUUCUGACCUUCAGUCUGUCAAGCGAACAGGUUUUUCUUUCCGGGAUAAAAAUGUUCUGCUGAAUGGAGCUGGAAAGAGGUCUAUCGGAAUACACAUCCUCCGUUCCUUACUUGAAGGUGGGGCUAGGGUUACGUUGACGACGAGCAGCUACUCUCCCGAAACUACCCAGAUGUACCAGGAUCUAUACAGAAGAUAUGGUUCGCGGCAUUCAGUCCUUCGGGUGCUUCCCUUCAACCAAGGAAGUCAGCGUGACGUCCAGAAUUUGGUCCAAUAUCUAGAGUCGGAUCCAGCUUGGGAUCUAGACUACAUUGUACCAUUCGCGGCCAUCUCUGAGAACGGCCGCAGUGUUGAAGAGAUUGACUCAAAGUCGGAGCUCGCGCACCGUCUCAUGCUCACCAAUCUCGUUCGACUCCUUGGAGCAAUCGCUCGAAGCAAGAAAAACAGGAACAUCAGAACGCGCCCUGCCACUGUCAUCCUCCCGCUAUCGCCAAAUCAUGGGCUGAUGGGAGGAGAUGGGCUCUACUCGGAGUCGAAAAGAUCACUGGAAAUUCUCAUGGCGAAGUGGUCUUCUGAGUCAUGGGCAGAGUACCUCUCCCUUUUUGGCGUCGUUAUCGGCUGGACAAGAGGUACCGGGCUUAUGGAUGACAAUGACGUGGUCGCACAAGCGGUAGAAGCCUUGGGUGUUCGGACAUUCGCUACCGACGAAAUGGCAAGCAACAUCGUAUGUCUUAUGGGUGGCCGUCUCAAUGCAGAAUGCCAGUCCAUCCCACUGUUUGUCGAUCUAGGUGGAGGCCUGAAUUCGGUCAAUGACUUCAAGAAUCGACUUGCAACCAUCCGCAGGGACUUGACUGGAUACUCCCAAACAUCAAAAGCCAUUUGCGACGAGAUGGCGAGAGAUGCUUCUCUCAGUGCUGAGCCUGACGUCAAGAGCAAGGCUUCUAAACUGGAACGGACUAUAGACAUCAAAAGCAACAUGAAUAUCGCUUUCCCGAAUCUUCCCAAUUACGAAAAGGAGCUUGCUCCUCUGUCAUUGGUCAUGGAAGAUAUGGUUGAUUUGAGCCGCACCGUUGUCGUCACUGGCUUCGCUGAACUCGGCCCUCACGGCAGCAGUCGGACUCGGUGGGAGAUGGAGGCAGAUGGUUCAUUAUCUCUUGAGGGCUGCAUCGAGAUGGCUUGGAUAAUGGGUCUGAUAAGACACCAAGCAGCUAACCCGAUGGAUGAUGACAGUGUGACUGGCUGGGUCGAUGCUGCUACACAGAAACCCCUUAAGGACAGCGAGAUCCCUGCCCGAUAUCUGUCCAAAAUACUGGAACAUAGCGGUAUCCGCACAAUCGAGCCUGAAAUAUGCGACAACGGAUACGAUCCGGACUUCAAAGAGUCCUUGCAGGAGUUGGUCCUCAAGCGUGAUUUGCCGCCUUUCGAAACUUCGGCAGAGGCAGCAGAAGAUCUGCGACGCAAGCACGGCGACAAGGCGGUGAUAUCUACCGAUAAUACUGGGACUUUCCAUGUGCAGCUGAAAGCCGGUGCUACCCUCAUGAUUCCAAGAUCAUCGCGUUUCAACAGGACGGUGGCCGGUCAGAUCCCUACUGGCUGGUCGCCCAAGCGCUACGGCAUCUCUGAUGAUAUCAUCCACCAAGUAGACCCAGUAACGCUGUUCUCUCUUGUCUGCACCGUCGAAGCAUUCUUAUCCUCAGGCAUCCUGGAUCCCUACGAGCUCUACCAACAUAUUCAUGUCUCGGAGGUUGGAAAUUGCAUUGGCUCGAGUAUGGGCGGGCUUUCUUCGCUCAGAAGCAUGCAUCGAGACCGAUUUAUCGACAAGCAGGUCAAGAGCGAUGUGCUUCAAGAGACCUUCAUCAAUACAACAGGCGCUUGGGUCAAUAUGCUUCUGACUUCGUCAUCGGGCCCCAUUAGAACACCUGUCGGUGCUUGUGCUACCUCACUCGAGUCUCUUGAUACGGCAUAUGACCUAAUCGUCGCACAGAAAGCCAAAGUGUGCAUAGUCGGCGGUGUGGAGGACUUUGUAGAAGAUGUCUCAUAUGAGUUUGGUAGCAUGAAAGCCACCUGCAAUACCGAUGCCGAAUCCGCCGCUGGGCGUAGCGCACAAGAGAUGUCAAGACCGAUGGCAUCUAGCAGAAGCGGAUUUGUAGAGUCUCAAGGAUGUGGCAUACAGAUUGUUACCUCAGCGGAGCUGGCUCUCAAGAUGGGCCUGCCGAUAUACGGUGUCGUGGCUCAUACAAGUAUGUCAGCCGACAAGGCAGGCCGUUCUGUGCCAGCGCCAGGCAAGGGUGUGUUGAGCAACGCACGCGAGCGACAUAGCACAGCAAAGGAGCUCCCUCGGCCACUGCUAGACCUCAAGCUAGACCCCAAGUAUCGACGAAAGCAGCUUCAACAGCGACGAAACCAGAUAGCUGCCUGGCGCGAAGAAAGCAUUGCAUUCAUGGAAGCAGAGAUCGACAUGUUUUCGCAUCUCACCGAAGAGGAGCGGCUCCAAUAUCGCCGGCAAAAUAUCAUCGACAUUGAAAAAGAGGCACUGAAGCAGCAAGCAGAUGCUGCAUUCAACAUCAACCAUCAAUUCUGGCAGAAAGAUGAAGCGCAGCGCAUAUCUCCUAUCCGAGGCUCCCUGGCAACAUGGGGUCUCGGCAUCGAUGACAUUUCCGUUGCAUCACUCCAUGGAACUUCUACCGUUCUCAACGACCUGAACGAGACGCUCGUUAUUGAGAAGCAGAUGCGACAUUUGGGUCGAAAAGAAGGAAAUCUCCUACCUUGCGUCAGUCAAAAAUGGCUGACGGGCCAUUCCAAGGGUGCCGCGGGCGCUUGGAUGUUGAAUGGUUGUCUGCAGAUGAUGGACUCUGGCCUCAUCACGGGAAACAGGAACGCCGACAACAUUGACACCAAGCUGCGUGAACGCGGAUACUUGUACUUCCCCAAUGUCACUCUGGAGCCUGAUACCGUGGAUGGCAUCAAGGCAUGCUCAAUCACCUCGUUCGGCUUCGGUCAAAAAGGUUGCCAGGCGCUCAUGGUUCAUCCUCGUUACCUUUUGGCGACGAUUUCGAAAUCUGCGUUUGAUGAAUAUGCGGCAAAGAGACAUAGGAGGUGGCAGUUGGCUUGCUCUUCGUUUUCGGAUGCGCUGGUGAAUGAGAACAUGGUUUCGAGGUGCAUCAAAGACCAUGCACCGUAUGAGUCGAGCGAGGAGAUGGAUGUGCUACUUGAUCCGUUGCGGAGAUUCAAUAGCUUGUGA